UAGAUCCUUAAAGAGAUGAAGGACACUGGAAUAUCCUUGAGGUUAUUUAUUAUUCUUGGGGGAAGUGUGAGGGACAGAAUCCUCAGGAGUACCUGGAAACCUCUCACUGGAUGUUCCUCUGGGCUCCGAGCCCCACACUUCCUCGGGCUCCGCCUUUCCGGCACAAUUUCUCAGGGCCCAGGCUGGAGCUCAGCGGCACUAAAAGGCGGCAGAUUCCCAGUGAGUAAUGGUAGUGAAGAAGUGACAUUUACAAGACUCAUGGCAGACAAAAGACAGCGGGCAAGGGUGCAAGGUGCAUGGGCAGACCCCAAUAGGACCACUGUAAGAUCACAUCAAGUUCACAGAAAUUCUUCAGAAAAUGUUGCUGGAAUACACCGGCUACCAAAUCAACGAGCUGCAGCUGAUGGAAGAUUUGUCUUUCAAAAUCCAACAGAGGCAUUAUGUGACAAAAUCAAAGAAGGUUUUUAUGAAAUUAGCAGUGGGCCAACAGGAGUUUCCAGACUGCAUCUAAAGCCUGGUUUUAUUGACCCAAAAGAAGCUGAUUGGAUGUUUGAACAGCUGUAUGCGGAAAUACCCUGGCAGCAAAAAUCGAACAUCAGAGAGGGUAGAUCAUAUCAAGAGCCGCGACUGACAGCCUGGUAUGGAGACCUUCCUUACACAUACUCCCGCACAGCUAUGAAAUCAAACCCUCAUUGGCAUCCUCUGCUGAUUAUGCUGAAAGAUCACAUUGAGAAAGUAACAGGGUACACCUUUAAUUCUCUUCUUUGCAAUCUGUACCGAAAUGGCAAAGACAGCAUUGAUUGGCACAGUGAUGAUGAACCAUCACUGGGACAGAAACCUAUCAUUGCAUCACUUAGCUUUGGAGACACCAGAAACUUCGAAAUGAGAAAAAAGCCACCACCAGAAGAUAAAGGAGAUUAUACAUAUGUAGAAAGAAUUCGGAUCCCACUGAGCCAUGGGUGUUUGUUGGUAAUGGAAGGAGAAACUCAGAAGGAGUGGCAGUGCAGAAAUUCUGCUGUGAAUAUCUUCAGGACUGCCAGCAACUUUCAGUACAACUCGCUGUAA
Molecule: messenger RNA, 1065 nt
Organism: Rhincodon typus (whale shark)
Lineage: Eukaryota; Metazoa; Chordata; Chondrichthyes; Orectolobiformes; Rhincodontidae
Gene: alkbh3
Product: alkB homolog 3, alpha-ketoglutarate dependent dioxygenase
Exons: 10
Coding region: 16-1065 (349 amino acids)
Biological process (GO): DNA alkylation repair; DNA repair
Cellular component (GO): nucleus
Molecular function (GO): dioxygenase activity
Source: RefSeq, a predicted model, not a curated record